AUGCCUACUUAUGUGCUUUUACCUGGAUUCUCCUUCAGUUUACCAUCUUACCUGUGUUUAGAACAUAAGGUUGCUGAUGUCAGGAACUUCUGUCACAGCCUGGUAGUAGACACUGUACGAGUACUUUUGAGUCAGAAGCAAGUGCCCCAUGGUGCCCAGAUGUCCAAGGAUGAGUUUGGCAUGCUCAGCAAAGAUCUUGUAAAUCAGCUCAGCUUUGGCUGGAUGUACAAAAAACGGGUUGGAGAAGAUGUAUCAGGGAGUCUGUGCCCAGUACCUCCUCCUCCUGAACGGAUGGCUUGUGAAAUUCCCUGCCGAAUGGAUUGUGUGGUGAGCGAGUGGACAGAGUGGUCAUCCUGUUCCCAGUCCUGUUCAAAUAAAAACUCAGAUGGAAGACAGACCAGGACAAGAACUAUCCUGGCAUUGGCUGGAGAAGGUGGAAAACCAUGUCCUCCUAGUCAGGCCCUCCAAGAAUAUCGUUUAUGCAAUGACCAUUCCUGUGUGCAGCUCUACUGGGAGACAUCCCCUUGGGGCCCCUGUUCUGAAGACACAUUGGUAACUUCCCUUAAUGCAACUAUUGGCUGGAAUGGAGAAGCUACAUGUGGUGUGGGCAUUCAGACACGGAGAGUCUUCUGUGUCAAGAGUCAUAUGGGACAAGUGAUGACCAAAAGAUGUCCAGAAUCUACUCGACCUGAAACUGUGCGUCCCUGUUUCCUCCCAUGCAAAAAAGACUGUAUUGUGACUUCUUUCAGUGAGUGGACGCCCUGCCCGAAGUUGUGCCAAGCAAGAAAUGCCACAAUAAAACAGUCUCGAUACAGGAUUAUCAUCCAAGAAGCAGCCAACGGAGGCCAGGAAUGCCCAGAUACCUUAUUUGAAGAGAGAGAGUGUGAAGAUGUCUCAUUGUGCCCUUUAUAUUGGUGGAAGCCACAGAAAUGGAGGCCUUGUAUCUUAGUGCCAGAGUCUGUCAGGCAGGGAAUCAUGGGCACCAGUGAAGCCUGUGGAAAGGGGUUACAAACAAGAGCUGUCUCAUGUAUCUCUGAUGAUAACCAGUCAGCAGAAAUGAUGAAAUGCCUCAAGCAGACAAACAGCAUGCCUCCCCUCGUGCAAGAAUGCAUGGUCCCAUGUCGAGAAGACUGCACCUUUACUGCUUGGUCCAAGUUUACACCCUGCUCCACCAGUUGUGAUGCCACCCAAAGCAGGCGGCGACAGCUCACAGGGAAAAGCAGGAAAAAGGAGAAAUGCCAGGAUGCUGAUCUGUACCCACUUGUGGAAACAGAACCAUGUCCUUGUGAUGCAUUUAUAUCCCAACCUUAUGGAAACUGGUCCGAUUGCAUUCUUCCAGAAGGCAGAAGGGAUCCUCAGCGAGGAUUGCGGGUACAAGGCAACAGCAAAGAAUGUGGAAAAGGUGUGCGCUUUCGAGCAAUAGCCUGCUCUGAUAAAAGUGGAAGACCUGUUGACCCCUCCCGCUGCAGCAGCUCUGGGUAUAUUCAAGAAGAAUGUGUUAUCCCCUGCCCAUUUGAUUGCAAGUUAAGUGAUUGGUCUAGUUGGGGGUCUUGCAGUUCAUCUUGUGGGAUUGGAGUGAGAAUUCGAUCCAAGUGGCUAAAAGAAAAACCUUACAAUGGAGGUCGACCAUGUCCCAAACUGGAUCUCAAGAAUCAGGCUCAGGUGCAUGAGGCAGUCCCAUGUUACAGUGAGUGCAAUCAGUAUUCCUGGGUUGUAGAACACUGGUCUUCAUGCAAAAUCAACAAUGAGCUGAGGUCCCUACGCUGUGGUGGAGGAACACAAUCUAGGAAAAUCAGGUGUGUGAAUACUGCUGAUAGUGAAGGGGGAGCAGUGGAUAGUGGCUUGUGCAACCAGGAUGAAAUUCCCCCAGAAACCCAGUCCUGUUCUCUUCUGUGUCCCAAUGAAUGUGUCAUGUCUGAGUGGGGACAUUGGAGCAAAUGCCCACAGUCAUGCGACCCCCACACAAUGCAGAGAAGAACUCGUCAUCUCCUGAGACCAUCGCAGAGCUCAAGGACGUGUGCUGAAGACUCUCAGGUGCGGCCCUGCCUCCUUAAUGAAAAUUGCUUCCAGUUCCAGUACAAUCUAACAGAGUGGAGCAUGUGCCAGCUAAGUGAAAAUGUCACCUGUGGUCAAGGCGUCAGAACCCGCCUGCUGAGCUGUGUGCGCAGUGACGGCAAGCUGGUUGGCAUGGACCAGUGUGAGCAGCGUAAUUUGGAGAAGCCCCAGAGAAUGAGCAUUCCCUGCUUGGUGGAGUGUGUGGUCAACUGUCAGCUCUCAGGGUGGACGGCUUGGACGGAGUGUUCACAGACCUGUGGCCAUGGAGGUCAAAUGAGCCGGACUCGAUUUAUCAUUAUGCCAACCCAAGGAGAAGGACGGCCAUGCCCCACAGAGCUUACCCAGCAGAAAACCUGCCCAGUGACCCCCUGCUACAGCUGGGUCCUUGGCAACUGGUCUGCAUGUAAAUUGGAGGGUGGAGACUGUGGGGAAGGAGUGCAGGUUCGCAGCCUUUCCUGCGUGGUCCACAAUGGUUCCAUCUCUCACACAGCUAUCCAUGCAGAGGAUGCACUGUGUGGAGAAAUGCCCUUUCAAGACAGCAUCCUGAAGCAGCCGUGUUCUGUGCCCUGCCCAGACAAAUCUGCAAAUGAUGAUGGGAUUUCCUUUGUAGGAGGCUGCUCCCCUCGGGCACGUCCUGCUGCUAUUCGGCAGUGCAUUCCAGCCUGCAAAAAACCUUUCUCCUACUGUACACAGGGCGGAGUCUGUGGUUGUGAGAAGGGCUAUACCGAGAUAAUGAGAUCAAAUGGUUUCCUGGAUUACUGCAUGAAAGUACCAGGCUCAGAGGAUAAAAAAGCUGAUGUGAAAAACCUGUCUGGUAAAAACAGACCUGUGAAUUCAAAAAUACAUGAUAUUUUUAAAGGCUGGUCUCUUCAACCACUUGAUCCAGAUGGCCGAGUAAAAAUUUGGGUCUAUGGCGUUUCAGGUGGCGGUUUUCUUAUCAUGAUUUUCCUAGUAUUCACUUCCUACCUUGUUUGCAAGAAGCCAAAACCACAUCAAAGCACACCUCCCCAACAGAAGCCUCUGACCUUAGCCUACGAUGGAGACUUAGACAUGUAACCUGAAAAAGAAAUCCAAAUGUAGACAUCAACUGCCUUAACUGCUUUCUCUUUUGUAGCUCUCAGACUUCUCAGUUUUUUGAGGAAUCUCACGAUGUGAUGUAUUGGGCAGAAUACAAAAAUUGCAAAAGUAAUAUUGCCUCAACUUCAUUUGGACAUGGAGUAAAGGAUUAGGUCUGCCAUUUUGUUUUCAAGUUGUUUGUAGGUGUGAGUGUUUUGCUUUUUGGUUUUCCCAAGGAACCUGAAAACCCUUCUCUUCUUGUUUGGAAAUGGGAGGAAGAAAACAUGAUGGAAUUCCCACAGACUUGCAUAAACUUGAUCUUCAGCAGCAUAAUGACAAUCCAGAGGAAAGUCCAAUCAAGGCAUUUACUGUCAAUGACGAGUCUGACACUGCAUUGUUAUGCACUAUAUUAGUGCAAAGUCUUUAUUCUUCCCAUACUUCAACACUGAGUUUUCUAGAAUUUACAUUAGUUCAAAGACUUUCAAAUUGGAUUGCCUAUUUUCAUGAACACAGAGAGAGCGGGUUACCAUUUCAGAAAUUCUCUGAGUUUUUACCUUGAAAUAUUGUAUUUUGUUUAGUUGUCAGGGGAUGAUGGCACUUCAUGGGUUGCAUCUAUUGCAAUUAACAGUGUGUGUGUAAUUGCUGGACUAGAUGAAAGCAAGGUGGUUUCUGAAUGGAAACGUGUACUGGAUGUUAGAGUGUACAAAUGAGAUAGGUAUUUAUGUUGGAGAAUGAGGUAGAUUAUUUGAUUACUCAAACUGUAUUUUAACAAAAACUUACCCAUGUAGAUAUAGCAUUAACCACACACAGUUGUAAUUCAGUUUAAUGAUGACAAACUCGGCUUUUGUAAUUUCAAUUUUCUUAUCUGAGUAUUUAUAAAUUCUUUUUGUGAAUUUAAUUAUCUGACCUCAUU
Galeopterus variegatus (Sunda flying lemur) is the source of this 4024-nucleotide messenger RNA. Its product is annotated as thrombospondin type-1 domain-containing protein 7B-like. Bases 1 to 3111 code for a protein of 1036 amino acids. The record is from RefSeq and is a predicted model, not a curated record. Gene Ontology annotation, biological process: actin cytoskeleton organization. The transcript is spliced from 22 exons. Gene Ontology annotation, cellular component: plasma membrane. Lineage: Eukaryota; Metazoa; Chordata; Mammalia; Dermoptera; Cynocephalidae.